Messenger RNA from Tetranychus urticae (two-spotted spider mite), 2577 nucleotides. NCBI's taxonomy places the organism in Eukaryota, Metazoa, Arthropoda, Arachnida, Trombidiformes, Tetranychidae. The record is from RefSeq and is a predicted model, not a curated record.
AUGGGACCUAAAAGACGUAGAACCAAAUCACCAUAUUUUGAUAAUAUUGAAUCUGAAGGAGCUGAUUCACAAAGUAAUGUCCCUAGUGAAUUACCUACCACAACCAGACGUACAAGAGGUAGGUCCAAGACUGUGAGAAUCACUAAACAGGAUGUUAAAGAUAUAUCAUCUUCAGUAUUGGUGGAGGAUGAAGUUUUAAAGGCUCACGAAGAUGAUUCAAAUGAACCAACUACCUCAAAAAGAAAGACCAGAAGCAGAGUUUCAAAGAGUAAGAACGAUGAAAAGAACCAUGAUGGUAACAGUGAUUCUGAUGAAGACUCUGAUGCUGAUGAUUGGGAAGAAGUGGAAGAAGCUCAAAUUGCUGACGAUGAAGAUGCUCUUGAAAACUACAAGCCACAAUUACCUGAACAAGGAGUUCAAAUUACUAUUGAUGGACCAAAGAUAUUUAACAAAAAAAGGCGUAAAAAACAGGUUGAUGUAGAUGAGCUCCUUCGACAGCAAAUUAAUCGAAUGAAAAAAGAGUUACAGGUUGAGAUGCAUAAAACUCACCUACUUUGCUUGUUGAGUCGAGGUUUUUACCUCAAUCGACUUACAUACCACCCACUCAUAUCAUCCUUAGCGCUUUCUCAUCUUACUUCUUUUACUUUUGACCUUAAAAAGAUAAAUUUACUCUUCGUCCGAGAUUUCACCAAUUGGUUUCGCUCAUGGUUUAAUCUGGAAAAAAAACCUAGGUCAAAAACAGAUCUCCUUGAUUCAUUGACUCAAGCAUUUGAAACUAAUGUUGUUCAUUCUCAAGUCGCAUAUGUUCUCAUGUUCUUGGCCUUCCUUCGUAUUUAUUCUCCCAAAAUUCAAUUGAGGCUAUGUUAUGCUCUAAAUCCUAUCCCAAUCAAACCUGAUAACUUAAUAAUGACUGAGAAGCAAAGAUCAAAAGCCAAAAGUUCCAAAGAUGACCCUGAAGAGUCUUCCAAGCCCAAGUCAAAACCAAGCAACAAAACUGCCGACAAAAAACUACCCAGUGAUAAAUUAAAUGCAGGGAAAAAUGAUUCAAAAACUAAGAAAACUAGUAAUACCAGCUCAAGUCGAGGAAAAAAGCGGAAAAAAAGCUCUGAUGAAGAGGAUGAAGAUUACGAAAUGGACUCUGAUGAUGAAAAAAGGUCGAAAGCCAAAGGCAAAGGUAAAGGGAAAGGAAAACAAAAAACAAAAGUGCUUAAAGUAGAAAAUAAAUCAAUUAUAAGUGAAGAUGACUCCAAUGAUUUGAUGGUAGUUAAAACUACUGAAGAUAAAAAUCUACUAGAAUACUGGUGCGAGAUUUAUGUUGAAACGGAAGAAAAGUGGAUUUGUGUGGACGUUGAAUCAGGAACAUGGGAUAAUCCUAGUAAAAUUGAAAAAAGAUCACACAAUCCUCUGUUGUAUGUCGUCUCUUGGGAUAACUUUUCUCACGUUAAGGAUGUCUCACAAAGAUAUUGUUCAGAUUUUGCUUCUUGCAAGUUUCGUCGUUCUCGUAUUGAUGAAGAUUGGUGGACCGAGACUCUUUCCUUUUUCAGACCUCGUAAGCGAACUCGCCAAGAGAAAAGAGAGAUAAAGAAUUGGCUGAAAUAUUUGCUGACAGACCGAUGCCUACACUUUAAAUGGGACCGAAAUUUGGGAGACUUUUUGCGUGAUCUUCCUUUAGAGCUAUUUGGUGAAUGGCAAACAGAUCCGUACAUCCCACCAGAGGCCAAAGAUGGUAAAGUUCCGAGAAAUCAAUACGGCAAUGUUGAACUAUUUCAACCAUGUAUGUUACCAAAAGGAACAGUUUACCUUCAGCUUCCUGGACUUAUUAGGAUUGCUAAUAAAUUAAAGAUUGAUUGUGCCCCUGCAGUAGUUGGAUUUGAUAAUUGCUCGGGGGGAGCCGGAGUUCAUCCAGUCUUCGAAGGUUUUGUGGUUUGUGAAGAGUUUGCUGAUACACUUAAAGCUGCUUGGGAAGAGGAACAAAUGAACAUAAGAAAACGAGAGCUGGAGAAACGAGAGAAACGUAUUUAUGGCAAUUGGAAGAAACUCAUUGUAGGUGUUCUUAUUAAGGAACAAGUUAAACUCAAAUAUAAUCGAGACCAGUCAGAGGAUACAGAAGCAGUGAAAAGUUCUGGGAUAACUCUGGAUGACAUUGAUACGAUUCUAUCAAUGUAUGCCAAAAAACGGAGAAAAGGUCCAAGUAAAGCAAAUAAAACAAAAAGCUCAGCUCCAACUAAAAAGUCAAACAAAAGAAAAUCGAAAAAAGGUAAAGAUACAAGCGAUGAAGAAGAUGAAGACGAGGAUGACGAUAUCGACGAUUUUAUUGUAGACGAUGACGAAGACCUGGAAGAAGAUGGAGAAAAGAUUAAAAAUGAUGAAGAGGAAGAAGCAGAAACUGAAUUAGAAUUAUCUGAUUCUGAUUGAAUUGAUUGGUUUUCAUUAUAUCAUUUUAAAUAUUUAAUAAUUCAAUUUUUUGAUUCUAUAGAAUUUUAUAAUUGUAUCUAAAUUUGUUCGUAUAUUCUUCGAUUGCAUUUAACUUCGAAAGUAGCUCUAUUUUGAAUAAAAUCUGUUUCAUAAUCGCUUAAA